GGUGCUACACUUCUGCACAAGGGCGACCGCACAGACGUCUAUCGAGCCACUCUGGAGACGCCUCCACAGCCCGGUGGGAAGACAGACGUCGUCUACAAGGCCCGCGUACGGCGGUGCCGUCGUCAAACUCCGGAACGAGGCCGAAGCGUAUCGCAAGAUGAGCAGAUUGCAAGGGAUACGAAUUCCGCUGUGUUAUGGAUACUUUGUGGUUGGGCCUAUGGAGUGUCUUGUACUUGAUUAUUGUGGGGAGCCGCUCUCUGUGCCCUUUGCGGAUCUGGAAUGGAAGAUCAAGGGUGAGGUCAUGCAAGGAUUUUGGUCUAUUCAUCACUCUGGUGUACAGCACAAAGACCCCUCAGAACGCAACGUCCUACAAGAUUCCACCAACAAAAUCUUCAUCAUCGACUUUGAGCAUUCGUCGACGUCGCACGACUGCAAGGGCGCAUGUCCAAAAGUAAGCGCGAUCGCACCGGAAGCACCUGAUUAUGGCUGCGCCGAGCUGUGGAACGUAUUCACGGAGCUGGGGAUUUGGAUGCCAUGUGCGUCUUUCUUUUGUGUGUUUUUAUCCCGUGUGCUUUUUGGUCUAGGAGUCAGUCAUGGAGGUUGUUAA
Messenger RNA from Stereum hirsutum FP-91666 SS1, 607 nucleotides. RefSeq lists its product as uncharacterized. Lineage: Eukaryota; Fungi; Basidiomycota; Agaricomycetes; Russulales; Stereaceae. The transcript has 2 exons. The record is from RefSeq and is a predicted model, not a curated record. The coding region runs from base 158 to 607 and encodes 149 amino acids.